AGGAAUCGGAAGCCGGUGCAGUGCGUAAAGGCCGACGAGCGCUGCUCCCGGUGCUCUUGGUCCGCGCAGCUGCUACCCGUGGGUGCCGGCCCGGUCUCGCGCUCGCCAUGGCUCUCAGCGACGCCGACGUGCAGAAGCAGAUUAAGCAUAUGAUGGCUUUCAUCGAGCAAGAAGCCAAUGAGAAAGCAGAAGAAAUCGAUGCGAAGGCAGAAGAGGAGUUUAACAUUGAGAAAGGUCGUCUUGUGCAAACGCAGAGACUGAAGAUUAUGGAAUACUAUGAGAAGAAGGAAAAGCAGAUUGAGCAGCAGAAGAAAAUUCAGAUGUCCAACCUGAUGAACCAGGCGAGGCUGAAAGUCCUCAGAGCAAGAGAUGACCUCAUCACGGAUCUUCUGAAUGAAGCAAAGCAGAGACUUGGCAAGGUGGUGAAAGAUACAACGAGGUACCAGGUGCUGCUCGAUGGAUUGGUCCUCCAGGGUUUGUAUCAGUUGUUGGAGCCCCGAAUGAUUGUUCGCUGCAGGAAACAAGAUUUUCCUCUGGUAAAGGCUGCCGUGCAGAAGGCGAUUCCUAUGUACAAAAUCGCCACCAAAAAAGACGUGGACGUGCAGAUCGAUCAGGAAGCAUACCUGCCGGAGGACAUAGCUGGUGGAGUUGAGAUCUAUAACGGCGAUCGUAAAAUAAAGGUUUCCAACACCCUGGAAAGCCGGCUGGACCUCAUAGCCCAGCAGAUGAUGCCGGAGGUACGGGGAGCUUUGUUUGGUGCGAAUGCCAACAGGAAGUUUAUGGACUAAGGCUUUGGGAGGUGCAGUACGCCCUCUGUUCCAUGACUGCGAUGCACAAGUUUCUGGUAUUUGAAGAAACAAGAUUAUCCACGUAGCUUCCUCUUCGCUGUUUUAAUGUUCUGUAUUUAUCGGUCAGUAGGUACUAUUGUGUCACUAACGCUUUCAAGCUCAUUGUUAACCAGUGGGCGAGAUUAAGGUCAGGUCAUCAAGAACCUGCCUGUCCGUCCCACAGAGGCUGCACCUUCUGUUGCUGCUGUGCCCCGUGAGAGGGCGCAGGCGUGGGCUGCUGCUCCCCCCGGUCUCGUGGCACAAGUGCUGUGUGUGAGGUGCCCGGCUGUUUGUGUCUCAGUGUGUGCAUCUUUCUAGAAAUAGUGGCUUCAUCCACUUGCACCUGUUUACCCUCCUACCAGCUAUAGUGAUUUCAAGUCUAAGCCAUGAGUACGCUAUAUUUAUUAAAACGAAAGGUUUCUGUGGAAGACACUAAA
Molecule: messenger RNA, 1264 nt
Organism: Ochotona curzoniae (black-lipped pika)
Lineage: Eukaryota; Metazoa; Chordata; Mammalia; Lagomorpha; Ochotonidae
Gene: ATP6V1E1
Product: ATPase H+ transporting V1 subunit E1
Exons: 9
Coding region: 108-788 (226 amino acids)
Biological process (GO): proton transmembrane transport
Cellular component (GO): proton-transporting two-sector ATPase complex, catalytic domain
Molecular function (GO): proton-transporting ATPase activity, rotational mechanism
Source: RefSeq, a predicted model, not a curated record